GACGGAGCUGUGGGGGUGGCGCCCCGGCCGCUGCUCUUCUGUUUGGGUUGGAAGCUCAGCUGAUGACGGCCGGCCGGAGUGGACGUCCUCGCCGGGAAGUCCUCGCCGGGAAGAGGCGCGUCGCCACUGCCGCCCAAGUAGUCGCGGCCUGCAUUUCGGUAAGACUAUGAAUUACGGCAUUUCUUAAGUGAAACAUUCGGGAAUGAAGUGAAAAUCGUAACCUAUAGAAAAGAAAUGAUUUUUAAGUUAUGUCUAUUAAUUUGACUGUAGAUGUAUAUUAUAUUUACCUCCUUAGUAAUGCGAGAAGACUUUGUGGGAAGCAGCUGCAUCUGUUGUGCUCACCUGAACGUUACUGGAGGGUAAGCCACUUCGGUCCACAAAGAGGGUUUCAUACAAGCAGAGUAAGGUGUAAAUGGACCCACGGUGAAGCACAUCCUUGGGGCAAGCACUGUUCCUCACUGAGCCACCAUGGUUUACGUAUUGGACUUUUGAAACUUAGCACUUCUGCCCCCAAGGGACUAACAAAAGUGAACAUUCGUAUGUCCCGCAUUAAAAGUACUUUGAACUCUGUUUCAAAGGCUGUUUUUGGCACUCAGAAUGAAAUGAUCUCACGUUUAGCUCAAUUGAAGCCAAGUUCUCGAACCUUAAGAAAAGUAUCGGAUAGUGGCUGGUUAAAACAGAAAAACCUUAAGCAAGCCAUCAAAUCUUUGAAGAAGUAUAGCGACAAAUCAGCAGAAAAUACUUCUCUUUCAGAAAAGCAACGUCCUGUUCUUGCUGAAGAUACAGGUAAACAAAGCCUUUUUCAUUACACACGUAGUAUAACCACAAAAUUUGGAGAGUCAUUCUACUUUUUAUCAAGUCAUAUUAACUCCUACUUUAAACGCGAGGAAACAAUGCCUCAAAAAAAAGAAAAUAAACAUUUCCAGGACAAAUCGGAACUGGAAGAUACAAAGGUUGAAGAAGAGAAAUCUAGCUCUUCGGAUCUUGGCUUCCUGGUGGGUAAGCUAGAGUCAGAAUCUUCCUUACGUUCUGAGGACAAACCCGCAAGUCCCAGCGGGACACCUGAAGCUCUUCCAGCUUCUACCAAACAGAGUAUUGCCAGCUUUCUUUCUCGUCCCACUGAAGGUGUACAGGCUCUGGUAGGUGGUUAUAUUGGUGGACUUGUCCCCAAACUGAAGUACGAUUCAAAGAGUCAGCCAGAAGAACAGGAAGAGACUGUUAAAGUCGAGCAACCUGCCAGCAAAGACAAAAAUGCAGAGGAGAAAAAGCGGUUAUCUCUUCAGCGAGAAAAGAUCAUUGCAAGAGUGAGUAUCGAUAACAGAACCCGGGCAUUGGUCCAGGCAUUGAGAAGAACAGCUGACCCAAAGCUCUGCAUUAACAGGGUUGAAGAACUGACUUUUCAUCUUCUAGAAUUUCCUGAAGGAAAAGGAGUGGCUGUCAAGGAAAAAGUUAUUCCAUAUUUAUUACGAUUGAGACAGGUUAAGGAUGAAACUCUGCAGGCUGCAGUUAGAGAAAUUUUGGCCUUAAUUGGCUACGUGGAUCCAGUGAAAGGAAGAGGAAUCCGAAUUCUUACGAUUGAUGGUGGAGGGACAAGGAGGCGAUUUGACCACCUGAGGACAUUUGUCAAUGUCCGGAGGCUUGUUGGGUUGUCGCAGCUGGGGGACUGCCACUCGCAUCUGGUGAGAAGAGGGCAGUCACUGCUAAGUACCCUGCAGGGCACAGGACAGUCCCUACAGCACAAACUUGUCCGGCCCGAGAUGUCACUCAUGCUGCAGAGGACCCUGAAAAUAACAAGUUCAUCCUACCUCCGUGCCUUUACCCCUGCCAUGUCCUGUCUUGGGGACAGAAUGGGAUCCUCACUAAUGAUUGAAACAGCAAGAAAUCCUACAUGUCCUAAGGUUGCUGCAGUAAGUACCAUAGUGAACAGAGGGAUAACGCCAAAGGCUUUUGUGUUCAGGAACUAUGGUCACUUUCCUGGCAUCAACUCUCACUAUCUGGGAGGCUGUCAGUACAAAAUGUGGCAGGCGAUCAGAGCCUCGUCUGCCGCGCCCGGCUACUUUGCCGAGUACGCACUGGGAAAUGACCUUCACCAGGACGGAGGCUUGCUUCUGAAUAACCCCUCCGCGCUGGCCAUGCACGAGUGUAAAUGUCUUUGGCCAGACGUGCCCUUGGAGUGCAUCGUGUCUCUGGGCACCGGGCGGUACGAGAGUGACGUGAGAAACUCGGUGACGUACACGAGCUUGAAAACCAAGCUGUCGAACGUUAUCAACAGUGCGACGGAUACAGAAGAAGUCCAUGUGAUGCUUGAUGGUCUGUUACCUCCUGACACCUAUUUCAGAUUUAAUCCUGUAAUGUGUGAAAACAUACCUCUAGAUGAAAGCCGAGACGAAAAGCUCAACCAGCUGCAGCUGGAAGGGUUGAGGUACAUAGAAAGAAAUGAAGAAAAAAUGAAAAAACUUGCAAAAAUAUUAAGUCAAGAAAAAACAACUCUGCAGAAAAUUAAUGACUGGAUAAAACUAAAAACUGACAUGUAUGAAGGCCUUUCGUUUUUCUCAAAAUUGUAAGAAGUACGUGUGUGUGUGUAGCUCUCUAAAUGAGGGCCUGGUCAGAGGAUGCAGUGAGGCAUUGUGGGGUUCAUGAAUUUGAGAUACUGGAGAAUCCUGAAGAAAGACGUGCUCAAAUCAGCCUGGAUGGCACAGAGGGUGUGCUGGGUUACAGAAUUCUUACGGGAGUAGGUUCUUCUGGUGUUCAUAAUUAACAGUGUUUUAGGAAUCUUAAAUGUGCUAGUUGGUUUUGGUAGAUAUCGGUGUUCUGUUGUUUGAUAUUUGAAAAUUUAUUAAUAUGUGUGCCAAGCAAGAACUGUUACCCUACUACAUGUGAUGUUUUUGCUUUAGUCACCAUAAUCAUGUUGAAUUUGUUUGAUCACUGGUUUUCUGUCGUGUGGAAAAGCUCAUUUCUUAAAUCUCCAUCACUGACAUUUUGACUAGCUAUAUUCUAGAAUCCAAAUGCUGACUUUUAUUGUAAUAACCUCAGACGGGGUGCAGAAACAUGGAAUAUUCUCUGUCAGAAGACUUUUACAUUUGAAAUAUGGAAGAACCAGAUACACAAUUCUAUUCAAAAUGUGUUUAUUUCAACACUGUUUGGGUCAUAAAGAUAGGUGAGGUUCCACCUGAAAUUUAAAGAUCAUGCUGGGGGUUAACUUUUCCAACUCUAACUUAUCCAUUCACUGUUAUAAACUUGUUUGAAUUUACUGAGAAAAGAUCCCUGUCGUUAACAGAAAUAAACUAUUGAAAUACUGUGUUGUUAAA
Messenger RNA from Suricata suricatta (meerkat), 3308 nucleotides. It is a transcript of the gene PNPLA8, whose product is annotated as patatin like phospholipase domain containing 8. NCBI's taxonomy places the organism in Eukaryota, Metazoa, Chordata, Mammalia, Carnivora, Herpestidae. The record is from RefSeq and is a predicted model, not a curated record. Gene Ontology annotation, cellular component: membrane. Bases 249 to 2564 code for a protein of 771 amino acids. Gene Ontology annotation, biological process: arachidonate metabolic process. The transcript is spliced from 10 exons.